UAAAAUAAGUAAUUCAUUGUCUUCAUUGGGGGAAACAAAUCAGUGGUCGGCGGGUUGUUGAGUGUGUGGUGCGGUGUUAAGAAAAGCGUUAAUUCAUUUGCCCUUUUUAGUGAUACGUGUAGCCCUUCGCAACACUUCGGCUGUUCAGGAGGGAGGCAUCGCAUCUCCCUGGCCUCUGGUGAAGACCGUCCCCGCCCUCCACGCCCUGAAGGAUGCGGCGACGGGGUGAGAACCGGAUAAACGAAUUGGCCGCGGCGCGAGUCAGUCUUCGCUGUCACCGCCUCUCUAAAGGUCGCGCGAGUCAGAAGCAUUGGCGGCAGGGAGUGAACAAGCGAAGCACCCAUCUGUUGGCUUUCCCAGAAGGCCUCACAGGGGCGGGCGGCGAGGCGGCAAAUUUCCAAGGCGAGGACGACGACCAGGAAGAGAAGUGGUCGUGUGAGAGAAAUGUGCGCCGUGUUGAGAGCCCGGGGGUCUUAGUUCCUUACGCCUCGUGCAAAGAAUACGGCUUCAGAUUGUGCGGAGCUUAUUCCAUGCUGACCGAGCGUCGCUGUGAGGCUGCCUGGCUGUUCCCGAGGCGCAAGGUGGCCAGAUCUCCACGUCACAGGAGUAAUGGCUGCCAGGGACCUGCACGCCCGGCCACUGGAAGGGGCGUGCCGAGGGCGUGCUGGGCCUGGGGCGUGAGGCGGCAGGCUCAGGUGAAGGGCCUCGCCGUGUUCUUUGCCCCCUCGCGCCGCUCACUCAACCGGUCUGUCCCGUCCGCCCCCACCUGGCGCCGUCCACCGACCUGGCCGCCUUCUAAAACACAGUGCCCGCCAGCCUCCGUGCGGGCAAAUUCCUCGGGAUUCGGCAGGUGAAUGUCAGGCUUUUAUUUUUGUAUUGCUCAAGUUUUUAUUCCUCCUGAGAAUUUUUACCGCGCUCGUGUAUCUUGUGUAUCUUGUAAUGGCCGCGUACCUGUCUUUCUACCUGCCUGUCUGUCUGUGUGUGUGUGUCUUUCUGUAGCCAUUCCCACUGGCUUUUUAGCUCUCCUGGUUGAUGUUAUAGUUCUACCUCAGUUUUAUUCAGGUAUUUUAUCCACCUUAAACAUUUUUAUUCGUUAUUCUCUGCAUCUUGUAAUGUCCAUUGGCCUGUUCGCCUGUCUGUCUUUCUGUAGCUGUCAUAAUUGCCUUUUUAUCUUAAAGUGACUGUUAUACUUUUGUUUGUUUUGAUCACGUGUUAUUUUCUCACCUAUAAGUUUCUACUCUCUCUCGUUCUGUCUGUCUGUAUGUCUUUAGGUGACCGUCAUACUUCUACAUAUUGUAAUCAACUGUUAUUUUCUCACGUUAAAGAUUUUUACUCAUUCACAUUAUAUAACAUCCAUGCACCUGUCAGUCUAUCUACCUGUACCUGACUUCAACCUUAUAGUCAUUCACCUUUUCAUUAUCUUCCUAAUCCAAUGAGGCGUGACUGAAUGAAACCUCCCUCGCUUCACAUCCCAGUAAAAUCAAAGCUUUCUGUGUGUCUGUCUACAUGUGCUUAUCUCUCCCUCAAAGUGGUCUUGUGGCCUUAUAAUUAAUGUGCCCCCAGACCUGUUUGUCAAGACUCGUAAUGGUCCAGGCUUAAAAGUAAAGAUUUAUUGAUUUCUUGAGCUGUUGAGAAAAAAAAUGACGCAAAAAACACGUUAAGCAAAGAGGCAGACAUCGGGUCACACAAUCUGACUCGUGCCCCCAGAAAACUUAAUCUUAAGAUCUUUUCCAGGGUUUAGAAGAAGAAAUGUUGUUUUUUUUCUGGUAUUUUCUUGCGCAUACACCUCUUUAUAUAUAGGAAAACUUUAAUUUAAUCGUCUGUUCUUAAAAAAAAAAUAGAAAACAGCAUUUCUAAAGACGAGGCUAUAUUAGUUCUCAUAUUCCUCUAACAAUUAAGAAGUUUAAUAUCCAUAUUCCGAGUGCUUCACAUUGCAAUAACCACAAUGCAGACAAUAACGAUGUGAGAAGGUGGAAAACACACUUGUCAGUAUACAAUGCGUUUUAAGGGGAGUGAAAAACACCUAUUUAAUAUGAGAAGUUUAGGUCCUAGGAAAAUGAAAACAUACACUGAAUAUACAGUGCAUUCUGAGGAGAAUGAAAAUACUGUUUCAAGUCGUAGGAAGGUGAAAAAUUAACAUACUCGUGAAAUAUGUGAUGUGUUUUAAAAAGAAUAAAAAACAUCCAUAAAUUUAAGGAGUUUAAGUCGUAGGAAGGUGUAAAAUUGAACAUAAUCGUGAAACAUUCAGUGUGUUUUAAGGAAGAGAGAAAAACACCCAUAAAUAUAAGGAGUUCAAUUCGUAACAAGAUGAAAAUAUGAACAUGCACGAGAAAUAUACAGUUUGUUUUGAGAAAGGGUAAAAAAAGAUAAAAAAAAUUGCAAAUAACAAUACCAAACAAAUAUCACAAAAGAAAAAAAAAAGAAAAG
This is a messenger RNA of Scylla paramamosain (green mud crab), 2427 nucleotides long. RefSeq lists its product as uncharacterized. The transcript has 5 exons. Lineage: Eukaryota; Metazoa; Arthropoda; Malacostraca; Decapoda; Portunidae. The record is from RefSeq and is a predicted model, not a curated record. The coding region runs from base 213 to 854 and encodes 213 amino acids.